AUGUUGAAAUUACAGACUUUAAUUGGCAUCUCAGCGCUCUUUCUGCAGCUUCAGUGUGUACUUACAAAUCAGAUUAGAGUACCCGGAUAUGUUGACGGUUAUGAUCGAAACACUCUCUUUACAGGCAACAUACAGCUCUGCAAAGGUGUGGCCGAUAAAGUAUUUCUUCCCUUUGUAGGUGACUGCAAGAAAUAUUAUCUUUGCUGGAAUGGUGAGGCCAUUGAGAAAGAAUGUGGAAGGAAUUAUCAAUUUAAUGCCCACAAUCAAAGUUGCAGCUACGCUAAUGAGGAUUUAUGUUUUCCCAAGUGUGAAGAACGUAAACUGACCACCUUUGGCUAUGAUCGCACCUGUACCAAGUACGUUCUCUGUUAUUAUGGUAUUCCUGUGCUGAGGGAGUGCCAGGAUGGAUUGCAGUACAAUGCCGAGACGGAUCGUUGUGAUUUUGCUCAGUAUGUGGACUGUGUGGACAAUGAGUGUAUGAGAUUUGCUGAAAUCACAGAGCUGCUCUAUUUGCCUAGCAAGUCAUCAUGCAGUAACUACUUCCUGUGUGCCAAGGGUAUUCCCAUGAAUAUUACCUGCGCCGAAGGACUACAUUUCAGCACAAAGUGCAACUGCUGUGAUUAUCCGGAUAAGUCCGAGUGUCAGAUUACUUCGUUGAAUCGAAGCAUCCAGCCCUAUUCUCGUUCGCCGCUCCGAAAAGUUGAUAGUGUCUGUCCAAUCAGUGGAAUUCACUUCUUGGCUCAUAAGCAGCGUCGGGAUGCCUACAACUACUGCGUAGAUGGUCAUGGUAUUACCUUGGAUUGUACACCAGGUCUGUGGUAUGAUGCAAGUGUGCAAGAAUGCCGGGAACCCAAAUAUAUAAGUGUAUAUCCCAAAGUAGAAGAAAAAAUUCGGGAACCGAUGCGCCUAAGAAUGAAGUUGCUACCACUUUAUGGAUUGGUCCUAUUCGGCUUGGUCCACUGUGUAUUUCCCCAGAAUAUAUUAAGUCCAAACCCGCCACAUGAAUUGAUUGUGGCGCCCGAACCCGAAGGUGUGGAAAAAGAAGAGCAGGAUGAGGAUGUGGAUCCAGAAAUAAAAAAAUACGGCAUUAUUUUAAAUGGAAUAAAUCUCUGCGCUAAUAUCGCAAAUAAUUCGUUUCUGCCCCAUGUCGGCAACUGUUCCGAUUAUAUAGAGUGUGUUGACCAAAAAGCAAUUCCAGGAAACUGUUAUCAUGAGAAUGUUAUCAAUGAAUUAUGCAUAGACAAUUUAUCAGACUGUAAACUUGGAUUUGAUUACACAUAUCAAGUAUGCAAUAAGAUGGAAUAUGGUGUUAAGUGUAUGCCAGAAUGUGAGGAUUAUAACCUGACCAGCUUUUGCUAUGAUCGCACCUGUACCAAAUACGUUCUCUGUUACUAUGGUAUCCCAGUUCUGAGAGAGUGCAUGGACGGUUUGCAGUACAAUUCGGAGACGGAUCGUUGUGAUUUUCCCGAAUAUGUAGACUGUGUUGAUAACGACUGCUCUCAAGAAAUAACACCAAGAGAUAUUGCUUAUAUUGCCAGUAAGGCUAGUUGUUCAAAGUAUUACAUUUGUUCUUACGGAAAGGCAUUUAGUCAGGAGUGUACAAAUGGUUUGUACUUUAAUCCAGAUACUAACCACUGUGAUUUUAAAUCAAAAGUUGAAUGCAAGGUCACGGCUCAGCAGCGCAACAUUAAGCCCUUUUCUCGAUCGCCACCUCGACGUGCUGAUAUAAUUUGUCCAGAGAAAGGAGUUCAUUUCUACGCCCACAAGAGUCGCCGGGAUGCCUACUACUAUUGUGUACAAGGUAAUGGUGUUACCUUGGAUUGUACGCCUGGUUUGUUUUACGACUCCGAGGCUCACGAAUGCCGAGAGCCACAAUACAUUGGCUAGACCCGUUUUUUGGUACAUCUUUCAUCCAAUCCUAUACAUUUCUGUUGUGUCUAAUAUUAUGAAUUUUUUAAAUACAUGAUUACAAAAUUCUUA
Messenger RNA from Drosophila innubila, 1980 nucleotides. RefSeq lists its product as uncharacterized. The record is from RefSeq and is a predicted model, not a curated record. Bases 1 to 1887 code for a protein of 628 amino acids. Gene Ontology annotation, molecular function: chitin binding. Gene Ontology annotation, cellular component: extracellular region. The transcript has 9 exons. NCBI's taxonomy places the organism in Eukaryota, Metazoa, Arthropoda, Insecta, Diptera, Drosophilidae.